This is a messenger RNA of Ziziphus jujuba (common jujube), 1237 nucleotides long. Its product is annotated as protein MIZU-KUSSEI 1. The coding region runs from base 180 to 1037 and encodes 285 amino acids. The transcript has a single exon. The record is from RefSeq and is a predicted model, not a curated record. Lineage: Eukaryota; Viridiplantae; Streptophyta; Magnoliopsida; Rosales; Rhamnaceae. Gene Ontology annotation, biological process: hydrotropism.
UAUCAUCACCUUGUCGGCCGCUUUAGCCAUUUAGCUUCCCACCUCAUUUUUUCUCUCUAUUUCUCUCCGAAUUUCAAUCAAUUUUUUUUUUUCAUUUUCAUUGACUUCACGAAAGGACCUAUACAUACACAAAACAAUUUUAAUCACCCAAAUUCUGUUUCUCUAGCUAGCUUUUCACUAUGAUCAAACGGCAAGAGCUUAUGAGCCUCCCGAGAAGCACCAGCACAAGCAGCGCAAUAAGUUCCAGAAAGAUCAUAUCUUCUUCAAACCACCAUUUGAGAUCUUCAUCAUCUAUUCCUUCUUUGUCUGAUCAUCAUCAUCAUCAUCCUCAUAAUGAAAUCUCCGACAAGCUUCUUAUCCCGAAAAACUCACCGGUCUCAUUCCACCACCUUUCCAAAACCCAAAACAAGCUCUCUUCCCUCCUUCGUUCCCUUCUCAAUCUUCUCUCUUUCCCCGCCAUCAUUCCCACCUGCAAAUGGCUUAGGACUACUCACCUCUCCAUAACUCCCUCCAUCGGCCGAAAUGUCACCGGAACUCUCUUCGGCCAUCGCCGCGGCCACGUCAACUUCGCCGUCCAGCUCGACCCUCGUUCCGAACCGGUUUUGCUCCUCCAGCUCGCCAUGUCGACCUCUUCUCUUGUUAAAGAGAUGUCCUCCGGUUUGGUCCGAAUCGCCUUGGAGUCCGAGAAGGUUUCGGCUUCUUCCGAUAGGACGGUUAUUCAUGGUCGGAAGCUGUUCCAGGAACCUACUUGGACCAUGUAUUGCAAUGGAAGGAAGUGUGGCCUCGCGGUGUCUCGCACGUGCGUGGACUUUGAUUGGCACGUCCUCAGCACCGUCCGGAGCGUGUCGGUCGGGGCGGGUGUGAUUCCGGUUGUGGAUGAUGGACGGAAAGGCGGUGGGUCGUCGGAGGGUGAGUUGCUUUAUAUGAGAGCCAGGUUUGAGCGAGUUGUUGGGAGCCGUGACUCGGAGGCUUUUUACAUGAUGAACCCCGAUGGUAAUGGAGGACCCGAACUCAGUAUUUUUCUUCUUAGAAUAUGAAACCAAUUAUCCAAUAUUAUUAGAUUAAGAAAAACCAAAACAAAAAAAAGCUUCCGUUGGUUGGGUAUAAUUUAGGUUAUGGCAAUUUGGAUGAGAAAUUAAUGUUUAAUUAGAGAUUCAAUUUCAUCGUGUAUGUGUAAUUUUGUUUCUUAAUUAUAUAUAAUUAAUGUAAAACCAUGUGAUUUGUAUCACGUCGUGAA